AUUGUUAACAUCAAUGAGGACAACUUUAAACAUUGCGACUGCCAGUAUCAGGAAGCAACCGAUUAACCACAUUAAAACAUGCCGCUUCAAAUAGAGCUGGAGCGUAGCCCGAAAGCUUAUUUAUGCAAUCCGAAUGUCGAUAUACCACUAGGGGAAAGAAAUAUGCGGGUUGAAGAUUGGUUGAACGACAAAAUCCAGACCACCGCGGAUAUGAACAACCUAUCGAGCUUAUUGGAGAAUGUAAAUGCGAAGCAAAAGCAAUUGGAAGAGCAAGUAAGUCACAAUAUCACCGUGAAUCUCACUCCACUAGCUAACAAGAACUCUACACAGUUGCGAGAUGCCACAACUAAGCUCGCAGAUGCCAAAAGAGCCGCCGCGAAUCACACUUCGUCGCUAGUCCAAAAAACUCAAGCCUUUGAGCGACAACAAGACGAUCUGCGAGCGCGAUUGAUGAUGCUUACAUCUUCAGAUACUCCAGAAGAAGCAGUGCGGCUCUUGGAGGGACCGAUGGAGAAACUACGACAAGUUGAGCUGGCCCAAGCAUACGUUCAAUUAUUGGAAGAUGUCGACGACAUGACCAAGGAAGCUCGCCAAAAUUUACCUGACAAUCCUACCGAGGCUUUGAAGCCAUAUGUGCGAUUGAAACAACUUGCAAUGGCUUUACAAGCAACUCAGAAUACCACAGAAGUUACUGCUCCUCAUCUCGUUGCCUAUGUGGAACAGACAGCGACUUAUUUAUGGGCACAAAUGGUCCAAAUCAUGGUCAAAGAAUUCCAGGAUGUACUCAAAACCUUGAAAUGGCCAGAUCUGGAUGUCGAAGUUUCUAGGGCAUGGCAAACAUGUUUUGGAAGACUAUUGGAUCUACAAGCUCCAGAAAUUAGAGAAGCUCGAGAACCUCUUAUACUUCUCCCUUUCGCUGUUCUAGUCAAAGAAAUUGAAUUGAAAUUUCGCUAUCACUUCAUGGGAACCACGCCAACGAGUGCCAGCAGUCUUGUAAGUUUUUAUCUAUUGUUCAGGAAUACGCUCUAACAAUAUCAGCUUGGAGAAUAUUACCUGAACUGGAUCCUCGAUGUCAUAGAUUCGCAUGAGUCUUAUCUUCGAGUUAAUGCUGGGCCUGUUUUGGCUGCACAUUUUUUGGGUAGUUCUCUGGCUGGUAACUCACUUUACAUAGACCCUGUAUCUGCCUUCAUCACAGCACUCUUGCCAUUAAUCAAAGACAAGACCGAAGUUGUUUUGAAGGAUAUCCAGCACGACCCUGUGCACUUGACUAAAUUUAUAGGCCAAUUAAUGAUUUGGGAUGAGAGUGUUCGAAGCAAGUAUAAGUAUGAUGGCGGGAACAUUGAAUUCGGCUGGGUUGGCGUGACUUGGCAUGUCCUAGAUAAAUGGUUCACUCCCUGGUUAGAAGCUGAGGAGAGAUUCGCCUUGCAGAGAUAUGAAGAAAUAAUGCAGUCGAAAGAUAAUGGGAAUAUUGACUACGACAGCAACGAAUCGCAGAAGACUAAAACUACCUUUGGGGCUUCAAAGGUUACUGAUCUCCUGAAGACCAUUACAACACAGUAUAAAGACCUGCGAAGAGUCUCGCACAAAGUUCGAUUCUUCCUCAAUACUCAAAUCGCAGUACUUGAUAGAUAUCAAAUUCGUUUAUCCGAAUCUUUAGACGCCUAUAUAUCUCUAACCUCAACUGUCGGUCGUAUUGCCACAGGCGCCACCAAAGAGCAGCAACGGUCUGUCGAGGGAAUGGCAGGGCUCGUUAGUCUUUGCAAAGUUUUUGGUAGUGCAGAUCAUAUUAUCUCGACUCUCGAGUCUCUAGCCUAUGAAAUGGUUAGCAUCUCUAUCAUUCGCUACAAUAGUAUAAUGUCAAGUACUAAUAUGUGAUUAGUUCUUCGUUGAAUUAUAUUUUCAGUUGGAUGAUAGGGCACGAAACGUACAUCCUGAAAGCGCUAUCGCUGGCCCUAUCACAUGUUCGCAACUUCAGUUAUCUACUUCUCUUAAGCUAGGCACGGGUGAGGGAACAAUUUUUGAUACAGCGAUCCACGGCUUCAAGAAGAUAAGGAGCAACGCGGGAGACCUUCUGCAACGAGCGAUUAAAUAUCCAAUUCCAGCCGAUUUUAGAGCCUAUUUUACUCAAGCGCAAUGGACUACAGUUGGUCAAGAUUCUCAAUCUAGUAAGUAAGCCUUCAUUUAUCCUACAAGCAUUUUACUAAUUAGGUUUAGUUGCACAUUAUACGUCGUCUUUGACGAUUUCAGCCGAGCUUGAUCAACCUCUUCAGGUGAGUGCGUUCCUGUCUCGCAAACUGCACCAGCAUUAACAUCCUCGUUAGGUAAUGAAAGAGAAAAUGGCCUAUCUGGAGAAAACCAUUUCUUAUCCUGCAUUUGUGCGAAUUUGGCGCCAUGCAAUCUCAGCUCUCGAAGACUUGCUAUUCAACGAAGUCCUCUUCAAACAGGAUUUCACAACAUUAGGCGCAGCUCGCUUUGCCCAGGACCUGAAAGGAAUCCAAAGCAUCAUUGGCGCAUAUAUACCGCUAGAGAACACGGUAUUCAUGAUGCCACGGCUUAUGGAAGGUAUUGCUUUGCUAAAUCUACCCAUAGAGGUAUCAGAUUCGGAAGCGUUGUCUCUUUCUGAAGCAGCGGAGAAAAUAUAUGCUGGUAGGGAGGAAUGCGAGGAGGUUCUUGCUAAGUUGCAUAUGAAGAUGUUAGAUAACCCUACGGCGAGACAGAUCAUCCUGCGAAGAGUAGAGGCAAACGAAUAGAGUAAGGGAUGGGAAUGUGGAUAGAAUAUAAUUUAUGACAUGACUAUCGGUUCACAUCAUUACUUCGGUUGUUAAAAGUUUAAAUUCUAUGUAUAUUCUUCUUUGAUAUGUAUAUAAUUAUCAUUAACAUAUUUCGCUGUUCUUAUUCAAGCGGACGAUUGA
This is a messenger RNA of Sclerotinia trifoliorum, 2912 nucleotides long. NCBI's taxonomy places the organism in Eukaryota, Fungi, Ascomycota, Leotiomycetes, Helotiales, Sclerotiniaceae. The record is from the annotation of a GenBank genome assembly.